UUAUUUAAGGCUCCUAUAUAUCUCUCUCUAUAUGUAUAGAAUUACUACUAGGCUACUAGUACUCAUUCUGAUUUUGUGAAGAAGAGAAUGGCUUACUACAGUACAGUUCUCUUAUUGUUAUACCUCUCUUGGGUUCUCUCUUUUUCUCUUGUGUGUUCCCAGAAUGAUUUGCCCGUAAAAGCUGCAAGUAUUGGGAACUGGCUUCUCAUAGAGGGAUGGAUGAAACCUUCUCUCUUUGAUGGAAUUCCCAACAAGGAUCUUUUGGAUGGAACACAAGUGCAAUUUAUGUCCACACAGCAAAAAAAGUAUCUAUCUGCAGAAAAUGGAGGUGGGAAAAACUUGAUUAUCAACGGCAGCUCAGCAUCUAGUUCAGAAACUUUCAGGUUGUGGAGAAUCAAUGAGACAUUUUUCAACUUGAGAGUGUCCAAUAAGCAGUUUGUUGGAUUGGAAAAUGAAGGCCAGGGAAGCAAACUAGUAGCAGUUUCAACAUCACCAAAGUCUUCAGAGAUAUUUCAGAUAAUAAGGAAAGAAGAUGAUAAAAAUCGAGUUCACCUCCAAGCAUCGAAUGGGCAAUUUCUACAGGUGAAAUCAGAUGCAGACAUUACUGCAGAUGGCAAUGGCUCAAGUUGGGAUGAUGAUGAUCCAUCUGUCUUCACCAUGAUAAUUGGCAGUGGCUUACAAGGUGAAUACCAACUUACAAAUGGUUAUGGCCCAGAUAAAGCUCCUCAAAUCAUGAAGGAUCAUUGGAACACUUACAUCACCGAGGAGGAUUUCAAUUUCAUGUCACAAAAUGGCAUCAAUGCUGUUAGAAUCCCAAUUGGGUGGUGGAUUAUGUACGAUCCAAAUCCUCCAAAGCCUUUUGUUGGAGGCUCAUUGGAGGCGUUGGACAAUGCUUUCAAAUGGAGUGAGAAAUACAAGUUAAAGGUGAUUGUGGAUUUGCAUGGGCUGCGAGUUUCCCAAAAUGGUUUUGCUCACAGCGCAUCAAGAGAUGGCUUUCAAGAAUGGGGUAGCUCCGACAUACAGGAGACUGUGGAUAUCAUAGAUUUUCUUGCUAAAAGAUAUGCUAACCAACCAAGUCUUCUGGCUAUUGAGUUGAUGAAUGAGCCCCGUUCACCUGGUAUCAAUUUGGAUGACCUUAAGAAAUUUUACAAAGAUGGUUAUGAUGCUGUCAGGAAAUACACCAAAGAUGGUUAUGUGAUCUUUUCUAAUCGCUUGGGAGGUGACUUAAAGGAGCUGAUCUCAUUUUCAAACAGCUUCAGUCUUGUAGUCAUUGACAUCCAUAUGUACAACCUCUUCUGGAUGGGAUUCGACAACAUGACUGUGCAGCAAAACAUUGAUUACAUUUAUAAUAGUCGAGGUUCAGAUAUCAAAUCUGUCUCCGACCAGGGCCCUCUAGUCUUUAUUGGUGAAUGGACAAGUGAAUGGGAUGUAAAGAAUGCAUCAAAAGAGGAUUACCAGAAAUUUGCUAAGGCAGAACUAGAAGUGUAUGGGCGAGCCAGUUUUGGAUGGGCAUAUUGGGCGUAUAAGUGUGACCAAAUUCACUGGAGUCUCAAAUGGAUGAUUGAGAACCGUUUUAUAAUGCUAUAGCUAGAUCCUUCCUUAGCCACACAUCAAAGAAGGCUGAAUUUUUUGAGUCUUGAUGUGCACUUGACAUCUUUUUUAGUUACAUGCAUAAUUUUAAUUGUUAGUUAAUAGUUUCUGUUUAUUGAUUAUUA
Molecule: messenger RNA, 1715 nt
Organism: Pistacia vera
Lineage: Eukaryota; Viridiplantae; Streptophyta; Magnoliopsida; Sapindales; Anacardiaceae
Product: glucan 1,3-beta-glucosidase A-like
Exons: 8
Coding region: 88-1587 (499 amino acids)
Biological process (GO): cell migration; carbohydrate metabolic process; actin filament bundle assembly
Cellular component (GO): cytoplasm; actin cytoskeleton
Molecular function (GO): hydrolase activity, hydrolyzing O-glycosyl compounds; actin filament binding
Source: RefSeq, a predicted model, not a curated record